Desarmillaria tabescens is the source of this 693-nucleotide messenger RNA. RefSeq lists its product as uncharacterized. The record is from RefSeq and is a predicted model, not a curated record. The transcript has a single exon. NCBI's taxonomy places the organism in Eukaryota, Fungi, Basidiomycota, Agaricomycetes, Agaricales, Physalacriaceae. The coding region runs from base 1 to 693 and encodes 230 amino acids.
AUGUUAAUAAGAAUUUUAGCUUUGGAUCCAUUUGAUGGCAAGAUCGGUAUCAACUUCAUCAUCAUCACCCUGAACUUCAGUAUCACCUGCAAACCUCUCCUUGGCAACAGAGAGGUAUAUAUGCAGGAGAACUUCCAUUAUGGCCAUGAUGACCCUCUCCAAUGGCCACAGGCCUACAUCAAGCAGUUCCCUUGCCUUGCCUGCAUAUGCUGGGUGUCUCCCGCCUUACUGAAUGACCCCUUCUAUCCACUUUAUCGUGGCUUGACCAAAUAUGAUUUUGUCGAGUCUGACCCAAAUAGUAUUGUGAAGGGUGUCGGUCAUCUACAUCACUCAAUGUUUCUGAAAAUUCAAACUACUUGCCAAGUCGUCAUCAAGUCCAUGAAUUCCAUUGAUGCCAGUGAGCCUGUGGCAUGUAGCUUGCAUGGACACCUAAGUGCCAUAGAGAUGCUUCUGGCACAACUGCAUGCUCUGCUGACAUCUUUUCUCCAUGUCCAUUUGACGUUUGCAGAGACACAGCACGUCACCUUAGAACUUUGGGCAUUUGUGGAUUACAUGACCAUGUUCAAGCCUCUCAUAGACUCACCAGAGUCUAAUAUGCCAACCAUGCCUGUCAAUAGCAGCCUCUUGGGUGCAUUUGUUUAUGAUGCAAUGGUCCUCCAGAGGUUUUUCAAGGCUGGGAUACCAGUUUGGUAG